GAAAGAAGCAUCAACUGUCGGCUAUGAUCCCGGUGAGUCGAAACGUUAUCGUUCAGUUAGAUUUUUGGCAUCCAGUUUAAAGGUAGAUCAAGAUGUAAAUGUACCAGUUUUACUUGAAAGAAAAGCUGAUUCGAAACGUCUACCGAUGCCGAUACGAGCACGUUCUACUUCUCCAAAUAGUAGUAGUAGCCUGUACAGUUCAACAAAUGGGUCAUCAAUUAAACAAGAAUCCAAGAGAAUUAGAAGUCAAUUUAGGUCCAGUAUUCUUACUCGAAUUCGUGGUCAAAAACCAGGUGUUUCUGUCAGUAUUCAAGAAAUACCGACUGAACGUUUUAUCCUACCGGAUAAUUCUCAUUCAGCUUCACCUUCGCAUGGCUCGCCUAAAACACUUGACAAUAUGACGGUGACUGUUAAGCCAAGAAUUCAUAACUUAUUCCCUUAUUAUGUGCCCACAAUGUCUACAAAUGAUGUAGAAGGUAUUAUUCCACAUGUUGAUAGUCUUAUGAAUCCUCAGGCUGCUGCGAACACAACAGUAUCAACGCAAAUAACAACGACAACUACAGUAACAACUGCAACCACAUCAGACCCAAAAACAAAUAACACUAUUGAUCGUGAUCAGGUCAUCACUGAGAAUCAAAAUGACGAGGGAAGUCUGUGUCUGAGCACUAUUCAACUUGAAUCAGAUUCUCUAACAAGCAGUGAAAUUAUAGGGACUUCAUCAGAAUAUAAUUCACGCGAAAGGCUACAUGCCACUCGAGAAUAUUAUCAGCUAACUUCAGAAGAAGAUUUAGAAAGUGACAAUUCUUCUAAACAGUUUGAUAAUGAUCAUCAUGAGAAAAAAGUUAAGGGUGACGAUAAUGUCGGUAGUGAAAUUAAGAAAUCAGAAAAUGUUGAACACAACACCUUAGAUUCAGUAAUGAAAAAUAUAGAGACUAAUCAUACUGCUGUGAUGCUCGACACGGAACAGCGAUCUAUUAAAGAGAAUAUUUAA
Molecule: messenger RNA, 991 nt
Organism: Trichobilharzia regenti
Lineage: Eukaryota; Metazoa; Platyhelminthes; Trematoda; Strigeidida; Schistosomatidae
Source: the annotation of a GenBank genome assembly